Leptopilina boulardi is the source of this 12563-nucleotide messenger RNA. RefSeq names its product phosphatidylinositol 3-kinase regulatory subunit alpha (gene Pi3K21B). NCBI's taxonomy places the organism in Eukaryota, Metazoa, Arthropoda, Insecta, Hymenoptera, Figitidae. The transcript has 13 exons. Gene Ontology annotation, cellular component: phosphatidylinositol 3-kinase complex. The record is from RefSeq and is a predicted model, not a curated record. Gene Ontology annotation, biological process: phosphatidylinositol phosphate biosynthetic process; insulin receptor signaling pathway. Gene Ontology annotation, molecular function: protein binding; 1-phosphatidylinositol-3-kinase regulator activity. Bases 1750 to 5715 code for a protein of 1321 amino acids.
CAUUCCUGAACGGGUAAAGGCCACGAAGACAACCGACUUGGAGCGAAUUAAACCGAACUCGAGCAUGAGCGGUCCUCGACUCUUUGGUGCGAGCUAUGGCUAUUGACCGAACCUGGCGAACCGGCCGGUCAGCUGUGAGCUGAACCGCUACCGACAAUAUUCUACUUUUUUUGCCAGCAAAUUUUUUGAGAUCAUCUAAAAAAAAAAUUUUUUUGACAAUUAACAGCAAAGACACUGAAAAAGAAAGGAAAAAAAAACACGGAUCAUUAUCGGCCAACAGAAGUGAUCUUGCGCGGAAUAAAAAAAAAAAAAGGAACGACGACAACCAGAGGAAGCAGUCGUGCACACACCAUCUCUUUUGCCUUCUAGUCGCUCGACGGUCGAGUCGACCAGUGCGUGCUUGGAACUCCACCACGACACUUCUCCGGCACUGAUUCGCCUCAAGACAUUUAUAAAACUGGGCAGUGCUAAUAUAAAAAUCGCGAAUCAAAUUGCUACCACAAAGAUAAGAUAUAAAUUUCCGAUUAAAUGUCCUGAUCAUGAACAAUUGAACGAGUCUGUCGUUACGUGAAACAGUUUUGCAAAUAAUUAAACGGGAUUGUUCAAUAAAAGAAGGGAAAUUUUUUUUUUUUAAAAGUAUCCAUCAAAAAGUGUGACAAGUGUAGAAAAGUGUUGUGAAUGAUCUUGUGUGCGCUAAUAUAAAUUGGAUUUAUAUAUAACGUGAAGUGUAAGGAGGUUUAUAAAGUGCAUAGUUACAGUGGAUUUUUCCAUUGGUAUCCGGACAAUUGUUUAUUAAAAAAAAAAAAGUAUUCUCAAUUGCCAUGAAAUGACAAAAAAAAAAUAUGAACGGUUUAACGGAUGAUUCCUACCAACCAUAUAGAAAAAGAGGGUCACCCCUGAAGAUGAUAUCGUCCCUGGCAAGCUCGUAAAAGUCGUCUGAUCGCAUCGAUCGCCGAUUCUCUCUCUCUUUCUCUCUCUUUCGACAAAGGAAGUCAAAAUUUCUAGUUCUGAAAUUAUUUUUUAGCUACUGAAUAAUAAAAAUUCAUAGUAAUAAUCAAGGAUAUAAAAGAAGAUAUUUUAGAGGAUGAAAAAAAUGUGGAAGCGAUUUUUUGACAAAUAUAUAUGAGAAAAAGAGGUGGGGGGAGAGAAAGGAUCUUGAUAGAGAGGAAAGAGAGUCAUUAACGAUCAAGUGCUAGAAUCUUUUUCUUCAAAGAACCUGCAAAAAGCGAUGCUUGAAAAACCUGUCGAAUCGCUCAGGUCUCGAGGCUUCUGUAGUGGGUUCCGGCGAAAAUUGCGCUCACUGUAGUGGGCUGCGUCGAAACCGGUUUCGUUUCGCUUCGAAUCUCGCGUUUAUAAAGGUCGUGCGUCGAGGGAGGAGUAAGACUCGUGGAAAACGAAUUUACACGAGGACACCCGCACACGAGAGAGAGAGAGAAAGAGAUUUCUUAUCUCUUUUGCCCGUCAUGAUCUCUCUCUCCAACCUCUCACGUCGUCAUCGUCGCUAAAAUACACGAUAAUGAAAAUCUAAUUUUUGAGAGAAAAAAAAAUGAUGAUGAUUUUAAAAGAAUUUGUAGUGUCUGGCGAAUCGGUUGGGUCUUUUCGAAACUUUGAAUAGGCUCUGUCGAGGGCAAAGAUGGAAGGCAGUAAUUUAAAGGAGGAACAGGAUUCGCCUGAGAGCACUUCAUUUACAAUGAAUCGUCUCAAGACCUAAUUGUUAUCUAAUGAGCCAAAGAGGUCAAGUGAUUAGUGAUGAAGCGCGCAUCAAGCGCUUCUACAGUGGCACAGGUGCAGUCCGUGGUCUUGCCCGGCAAGAUUCACGAAUUACGUAGCCCAACGGGUUUGCUGACGACAGAGGAGCUUGACGAGACAAUCCCCAGGUCAAUCAAGUGCGAGCUCAACGAACAUCUUCAUCAUCAUCAUCAUCAUCAUCAGACAAUCAAAAGAGAUACACGCCAGAUUGAUGAGAGCAAAAUUUCAAAGUCGCCAGCAAUGUCCCGAUUGCUGACAGUUGAUUCAGAGAAUUAUAUGCUACGUAAAGGUUCAAAUCAAAAUACAACAACAAAUCCAUCGUCGAUGUCGAUCACCACGACAUCAAAUAUUGUCACAAAUCAACAACAAAGAGAUUGUCCGCAUGGUUUUGCUAUUAGCACCAGUAAAUUGUCCGCCACUGGGAAUGGCACCUACUGUACCGCGGAUAUUUCAUUCGUGCAAGUAUCAACGGUAACGGGCAAGCCAAACAACCUGGAGAAGUCAGUGGUGAACGUUUGCGAAAGUUCCCCGAGUGGCUACGACGACCAAUCCAUUCGUUCUCUAUAUGAGUCUUCAUCAUCGAAUCACGUUGAUCGCACCACUACCACAACUGUCUUGGCAAAAGGAGGCGCCACCGUAGCCCAACGACGGACCUCUAAUCAAAGUCAAAUAGCGUUUACAAAUGGAACAAAUGUGUCUUUAUCAAUUUCUUCCUCCACCUCUUCCUCCUCGCUUAUUGUUCCCUCAUGUCCUUCCUAUAAUUCAAAACAACUCUCACCCAUCAAGGUACACGAGAGUACAAUUCUUGGACACAAGACCCAAGAUGAACAAGCAAUUGGUUCAUCAUCAUUGGAUCUAUUAUUGACAUCCGAUAAUUCCGUUGACGAUGAUGAUAAACAUUUUGUGUCAUGUGCCAGACCAUUGUCCUUUCAUAAGCACAUGUGUUGGUGUAGUCCUCAACUGUUGAUCUCGAAAAACUCACUCGUUGAUGAUCCAACGUCUGAUAUUGAUAUUGAACUUUCUAAGGCAACAAUUAAUAUUAAUAAUAAUAAUAACAACAAUAAUAAUAAUAACAAUAACAAUAGCAACAAUAAUAACAACGUCAAGUCAAAUUUAAUUGGAAGUGAUAAUAAUUUUUUGCUAGUUAACGGUGUGAAAAAUAGUAUCGAUUCUAAUAAUGGAAAACAAAUAGUUGAUAGAAAAAUAAAACAAGGAAAUUCGUAUCGGAGCCUAUGUUGUUGUAUGUGCGGAUCUUUUUGUCCUAUAGAGUGCCACGCUUGCUUCCACGUCGUCUGCUCGGAAUACAGCGGACAGCAUCUGUGCCAAUGGAGUUCCAAGGGUCACGCUUUGCCAGGACAGGUCUUCGACAAGGAAAAGCCUGUCAGUGAGUGGACAUCUUUAAAUGUUGUUGAAUGGAUGUCUGCUCUCAACCUUUAUCGCUAUGCAGACGUUUUCAAGUCCAAGGACAUUAAGGGUAGCGAUCUACUGCAUUUGGACCGCGAGAAGCUAAUGAACAUGGGUAUAAAAGAUGAGUUCCAUCAGAAGAAUAUAUUGGUAUGCAUCGAGGAACUCUGCCAACCCUCGUCUCCUUCGACUCUUGCUGGUUCGGAGACUUCGUACGUGACAUUAUCCGUCAACGAAACGGGAGGCACUGGCAAUAGUAGUAGCAAUGUCAAUACUACGUCAACCACCAGCACCACCAGCAACGCUCACAAUCUCGUGCCUCAUAGUUUCAGUGUCUUGGAGAGGUGCGAAAAAUGCCACAAAUACCUCAGGGGCCUAUUACAUCAAGGCUUUCUCUGCCAAGAUUGUGGAUUAGUCGCUCACAGGACUUGUUCAGUGACUGGUUUACCCUCUCCUUGCAUUCCAACAGAUUCUCGUGUUCAUAGAUUCACUUCAGUCUUUGGAUUAGCACUAUGCUCGCAGUUCGACUCAGCAACUCGUACAGCUCCAAUUUUAGUCGAAAGAUGCACACGUGUCCUUGAAGAAAGAGCAUUCACCGACACAACUUUAGACCUUUAUAAAAUAUACUAUAGUAGUCCGCCCAAUGAACAGAUACUUGAAUUACGAGAAAAGCUUAACGAGGAUGUAUGUAACGCUGAUUUAACUCCUUACACCGCGCAAUGUAUAUCAAGUGUUUUAAAGAAAUUUUUGAGAGAGUUACCAGAUCCUAUAAUUCCCGUACAGUGGUACGAUAGAUUUUUGGAAGCUAUUAAUUCAAGAAAUGAUGAACAAUGUGCCACGCAUCUUAAUAAAUUGGUCUCGGAAUUACCAGUGCAUCAUAAAGGAACUUUGACGCAUUUGAUGGCUCAUUUUUGUCGAAUUUGUCAAUUGCAACAUUCUCGAGGUUAUACAGAACCACCCACUAUUCUUGUGCAAGUUAUGUGCCACAUUUUUCUCAGGCCUCCUUGGGAGCGGAUCAUUCAAGUUGUUCAUAAUACCGAAGCUCAUAUUCGUAUAAUGGAGCUAUUAUUACUUCAUGGAAAUUGGAAUGAGAAGCUGCCAGAAUUUGCGAGCCCUCCACAAUUACCACCAAGGAAAGUGUCUAGACCACCAAUUCCGGUUCUAGAGUCAUUUCCUGGUUUAGAGGAAGAAUUGGUAGCUGGUGGUGAUCGUUCAACGCCGGGUGAAAGUAACAAAGACCAGUUACAACAGUCAUGCAGGCCACGAACACUUCAAGAAGCCGAAUGGUAUUGGGGUGAUAUUACAAGAGACGAAGUCAAUGAAAAAAUGGUUGAUACACCCGAUGGUACUUUUUUGGUUCGAAAUGCAUCAUCAAAAGGCGGUGAAUAUACAUUGACAUUGAGGAAAGGUGGAACAAAUAAAUUGAUUAAGAUUUGUCAUCGUAAUGGCAAAUAUGGUUUCUCGGAACCUUACAAUUUUCAAUCUGUCAUUGAACUUGUGGAUUAUUAUCGAAAUUGUUCUCUCGCACAAUAUAAUUCGACAUUAGAUAUUAAACUUUUAUAUCCGAUUUCACGUUUUCAACAGGAAGACGAAAUUGCAAGCAAUACUGAUAUGUCGAAAGUCGUUCAGAAGUUCAUCGAAAUCCUUAAGAAUUUAAACGAAACUUUACGACAGCAUAAAGAUUGCUAUGACCUCUAUAAUAGAACGGCUUAUGAAGUGCAACUUAAACGCCAAGCCUUAGAAGCAUUUUCUGAAGCCAUUAAAAUGUUCGAGGAUCAGAUGAAGUUGCAAGAAAAGUUUCAAACUGAAGCUCAACCACAUGAAAUAUCCACCUUGACAGAUAAUGCUGAGUUGUUAAAACGUCGUCUGAAGUCCUUGGAAGAUAGUAGAGAACAACUUGAUGAUAGCUUGAAGCAGCAAAUUGCCUACAACAGAACUCUUGAGCGUGAGAUGCAAAAAUUAAAGCCCGAGUAUAUGCAAUAUACAAAAUCGAAAGACAAAUAUGCAGCGUGGUUAAAGAAAAAUGGAAUGCAUUCAAAUAAAAUUCAUCAGUUAAUUAUGAGUAGUUCAACGUCAAAUCAAACAAUUGGCGAAAUAAUUUACAAUGAAUUACAAGAACCUGAUCUCGAAAUUCAUUCUGAUGAGAAAGCAUGGUUGUAUCUUGAUUGUUCACGUUCGAAUGCGGAUCAAAUACUUAUGGGAAGACCCGAUGGCACUUUCUUAGUUCGAAGAUCGAGAAUUGGACAGUAUGCUUUAUCUAUAAUGUGCAACGGUACCGUGAAUCAUUGCAUAAUUUAUGGAACGGAAAGGGGUUAUGGAUUUGCGGAACCUUACAAUAUACAUCAAACAUUAAAGCAUCUUGUUCUGCACUAUGCGCAGAAUUCUUUAGAGGAACACAAUGAGAGUCUCACAACGACUCUGGCGUUUCCAGCGUUUGCAUCCGCCAGCGCAUUAACACACCUGCAAGCUCAACAUAUGCAGCUUCAAGUACAAAUGCAUGAACAGAAUCAAAAUCAAUAUCCAUUGGCACUCGAAAAUCAACACUUUGUGCCGCAUGCGUAAAGAUUUUUUUCUUUUCAACAAAAAAAAGAAAAAGAAAGCAAAGAGAUCGUUAUUUGGUCAUUGGCUUUGUUAAUGAAUCCAAAGAUUCUUCAAGUUUUGGAAAUACCAGUUAAGGAGUUUCCACAUUAAGGACUUUCUUCUUCUGGAACACCAAUUUUUCGCCGCUACUCGGAACACUUUUUUCAAGGAACUACACAACACAAGGUAGUGUUUUUCAAUAUCAAUUUAAAAAGAUGAUGAAUAAUUAUAGUUGUUUAAACACUAUUAAAAUAUUGUUAGCGGCUCUAUAUAAAUAUUUACAAUACAAUCGUGAAAAUAUUUCGUCAGGACCAACUUUUGAAUAUUCACGUUUAAAGUGAAUAUUCACUUUUUUGUCGAGUCAAUAAUUCGACUCGAUAAUUCUUAUAACGCCAAGAGGGAAACAAUUUGAUUAAUUGUUGAAAAAAAAAAAAAACAAUCUCCAUUUCCGUCGAAUUUGAACAUCAUUUUUGAACGUUUCCCUUAAAUUAGUACAACGAAUUUUUUUGAUGAUUCGCGACGGAGAAAAAGGGGAGAAAACAGAUUUUUUAUACGUAGAUUUUAAGUAAACUUUCGUGCCAGACGGUACGUGUGUCGCCUCGUCCACAAAAAGAGGAUUUUGAAAUAAUUAUCUGUGAUUAACGGAUCUGUCGUUGGGCGAAGGAUUGUGUGUGUCUUUGUUUUUUUUUCUCUGCAGUUUUUGAGUCGUUGCCGGUUUUUUAAUAAAAAAAAAAAAAAAGAAAAUACCAAUAAUGGCGUGUUUAAGGUGAGGCGGGGCCAUGCCUAGACUCUUUUAAAUUUGCGAAACUCGCAAGUUCGAAGACAGAAAGAUUUUGCAGGAAUAAUUAUGAAAAUGAAAAAAAAAAAAAAAAAGAAUAUGAAUGGUGUUCCUCUAUUUGAGGAGAAAAUACAUACACGAAGCCGGCUUCGUGUGGUAAUUUUUUUCUCAUAUGAGGAACAAAUAUUUAUGGGCAUAUGUAUAUCAUAAUAUCUGAUCAAUUUUUUAAAAAUGACUAUAAUUCAAAGCAAUCGUCCAACUUUUGCAGACGCUUUCUGUGCUACUAGUUAUAGAUUAACUUGAAGACGUACACUAUUAAAUGCUUUUUCGUGCAGAUAUCGAGUCAAUUUUGUUGCUCGCUGGUGAAUAAUAAUAGAGUAAACAUUCGUGAUUUCAAGUCAAUUGAAAGAUCACAAUUUUUCAGAAAUUAAUUUAAUUAUCCUAUUUAAUAGUUUUAUUAAAUUAAUAAUAAUUUAAUAAUUAAUUAAUUUGUGAAAUUAGUUAAUUUUGAAAUUUGUUAAUUUUCAAUUGACAUUGAAUUUCACACUAUUGCUGAUAUUUGUAAUUUACAUAUUCCCAAUCAACACAAAGACUCAUUGUAUCAACUGUGAAUGAAAGGGUCUGCGAGGAACAUUUUUUAUAUUAAAAAAUGUGACUUUUUAUGAGAAUAAUGUUAUCGAUAUUCAACGUGUAAUUGUCCACCGUGUGUUGUUUACUCUUUUGGAGUAACGAUCUCGAAAAAAAAAAAAUCUUGUAUUUACAAAACGGUUGGUAAAUAUUAGAGAACUCCAUAUUGGUUUAUUGUAUCUUACUCGAUAUGAUAGCAACAUUUUUACGGACAAGUUUAUAGAGUCGGGAAAUAUUCUCUACCCUUUUCAUAAUGUCAAACAGUUGAAAGACUUUUUUAACGUUGGCAAUUUGGAAAUUAUAUUUAAAAAAAAAAAGGAAAUCGAAAGAGAGAUAAUAAACGUGCUAUUAAAAUUGUUUAUCAUAUAGGGAGAAAAAAAAGGUAUCAGGAAGGCAAUGUUCGUGAAUUGAAAGAAAAUAUUUUAUUACAUAAUAAAUUGAAAUUCUUUUUUAAUAUCGCUUUGAAACGCUGCAAAAAAAACGAAUUUUGCAGAUUUUAAAUUUCGCUUUUUGACAAUUCUCAAAAUUUCUAUAAAAUAAAAAAUUGCAUAAUUUGAAUUGCAAUUUUUACAGUAAUAAUAUCUGAAUGAAAUAUAAAUAUGAAUUUUUAUUAAAUGAAUCGAUUAAAUGAAUUCGGUUUUACGUUUUAAAUAUAAAUUUGAAACAAAAUUUUUUUUUUUUGAUUUUAUUGCCAAUAGAUGAGUUUUACAAAAAAGGAACAAAUUUUUUUUUUUAGGUUUUAUUUUUUAGACAGUGAAAAAUUAAUACAAUUGCGCUAAAAUCAGUGACCUAUUGAAAUUGUACAAAAUACACAAUCACAAAAUUCUAAAAUUCUUUUUAUUUGAAAGGAAAACACUUUUUCACGAAAAUCACUGAUUUUUAUAUUUCUGAGAAUUGUAAUUGUGAAAUUCUGUAUAGAUUGAAAAAAAAACGAUUUUUAUACAUUCGCUUUAGAUGUGACACGGGAAAAAAGUAAUAAAUGAAUUUUAAGCAUAUUUUGCUGAGUUAUGAAUUCACAAAAUGAAUUCUUUUCACAGUUUCAAAAUAUGAUCGAUCUCAUAGAACGCGAUUAUUCAUUUUUCAUCUGAUGUUGUAUAUAAUAUAAACUUCUUCAUUAGUUAAAAUAUUCGAAAAUAGAAAUCACACGUUGGUUGUCGAAGCUCAGCCUAAUUCUCAAGUAGUCAGUAGUCACUUCGCUGUUUCAUUAAAACAAAACAAAAACAAAAAAAAAAAAAAAUAUGAAUCGUGUUAGUUGAUGCAUACAAUAAAUAGCUAUAUAUGCAACAUAAAAAAAAAAUCAUGAAAGAAAACAAAAGUCUAUAUAUGCAUAUAAAUAUAUAAUACAUAAAAAAUAUAUAAACAUAUAAAUAUAUAUAGUUUACUUAUUUUCGAAGCAACAUUUUAGUUAUUAUUUAUUAUAUAUGCAUAAGAAUUUGUGCAAUAUUUUUCACUCUUUAUAUAAAUGGGAAAAAUAUUGCACGAAUGUUACUUAUGAAAAAUAUUUUAUAUUUGAAUUGUUAUAUUUCAAAUAACUUUUUUUGAUUAUAUAUAUUUACCUACAUUUACAUUAUUCUUAUAGUACUUUUUCAAUGGUAUUAUUUUGAUAGUAUUGUUUUUUAUUGCAGUACUAUGAUAAUAGUAUUUUUGAUUUAUAGUACAUUACAUCUUUACAUUAGCUUUGAAACUAAAUUUUCUGAUUUUUCAUUAUUGAAAAUUAAAGUGAAACUGAAGAUUAAAUUGGUUUUUAUUUUAAAUUUAUUCUUUUUAUAUUCGAUCAAAAUUAUAAAAUUUUGUUUAGAAAAGUGAUUUUUAAAGAUUAAAUUAUUUUUAAUCUUUUAAUUGAUUAAAAAUGAUUUAAAGAUUUUAUGUUUUUUCAACAUAAACGGGACAGAGUUUUUAAACUUUUUAAAUUAGAGAAAUUUUAUUUUACUAUUUUUUUUUUUAAUCUUCAGUUUUAUGAUAGAAAUAUUAAUUUUAUUUUUUAAUUCGAAAAUCAGCGUCACUUAUCAUUUUUUUAAUCUUUGAAAUAUUUUUUUUUUCUUUUAUUUCUUAAAGUGGAGUUGCUUCGACCUCCUAACAUGCAUAUGACUGUGAAUAUCAUGAAUAACCAUAACUGGCUAUAGGCGAAUUACAAUAAGUAACUAAGCAAUAAUCAGGCUGCUAAUUGGUGUCGGUAAACCGUAAAGGCAACUAUCAUUUUGGCACGCAACGUGUAUUUGAACGAAGAGAAUCGAAUUUUCAAUGUGUAAUUGCGCCCAUAUUCGAUGGCAUCUUAUAGAUUUUUUAUUUUUUAAAAAAAUACACGACAAUCGAAUUGAUGAUCAUCAUCAUCAUCAUAAGACUUAAAUCUCGAUAUUCGAUAAAAAUUUGUGAAAGUAGAAAAAAAAGAAACAACAAAAAAAAUUAGUACUUCGAUUCGUUUGUCGUGUAUUUUAUCGAUUUGUAAAUACGAAUGAAAAAAAAUUAUCUAUCGUAAAACUAUUAUUAUUUUAGCAAAAAAAAAAAAAAAAAAAAAUCGUCCUUGUGAUAAAGGACACGAUGAAGAGAUCAGUAACGUACACACCUCGAGCUGUGGGUGAUGUAAUGGAAUUAAAAAAAAAAAAAAAAGAAAUUAAAAAAUAAUAAAUAAAAACGUUGCCUUAGCUUUUGUACAAGAAAAGAACGCGAAAGAGAGACGUAAUCAGCGUGCAAGAGGCGUUGAGAGAAAGACGUUUUUUAAUUAAUGCAGGGCGGGUCAUGGUGAUGAUAAAAGUAAUAAGUAAGAUAAAGAUAUCCUUAUAAUCGAUUUAAGGUAUCUGCGUUAAUUUGCCCAGGUGGAUUAAGAAGUAAAAAAAAAAAAAAUCCUUUAUUGUUAAUUUGUAUCUGAUGUCAAAAUUGAAUAUAAUUUAUUUUUUUAAAUUUAAUAAAUCCACUGGGUAUUUUUAACGCGGUGUAUCCUUUAACAUUAAAACGAGACGAGACCAAGAGACUCGAGGAAUUCGAGGAGGGAAAGAAUUCGAGCCUUGCAGCAAGGAGAAUGAUUGAUUUACGUGGGGGAGGGGGGGGGAGAAAUGAUCAUUAUAUUAUAAUUUUACUAUCAAAUCUUCCACUCGGGUGUGGCCACGUACUUAAAAGACCUCUUCGCGCGGACAAUUAACUUAUAAUUUAUUUUAACAGAUUUUUUUUUUUUUACAAACAAGUUAGAAAUUUAAAUUUUACUCCACGGUCACAGGAAUAUAUUUCUUUUUUUUGUCUCGAUUAUUUUUUACCAGUGCAAUCAGAUUUGGAUUGUUUAUCAAAUUUUAUAAAUUUGAAUUGUUUUUGUAUAAUUUUGAUUAUUUCGAGAUUAAAAAAAGGCCUUUAUUUGGGAAUUGUAAUUAUUCCUGUGGCUGGAAUAUUUUUAAUGAGAAAGAGUUAGGUUUUUUUUUUUUAUAUUGGACUGAAGGAAAUUGGAAACUUUAGUCUUUGUGAUAUUCAAGUGAUCCUGUUGAAAGGAGUACAAUAUCAUGUGAUUUUAUUUUUAUUAGAAUUACGUCCAAGUGAUUAAUUGAUAUUUGUAAAUAGCAGGACGUGGUCGUUCUCGAGUAUGGGAGAUGGCGAUCAAACGCUUAAAAAAAAAAAAAAAACUUUUACAUUCAACUCCUAUUAUAGUUUGUCUAUGUCGAAAAAUCAAUUUUAUCUUGAUAUUUAACAAUUGAAAUUUCAUGGACACAAUAUAUGGGAGUAUAAAGUGGAUAAAAUUAAAAAAAAAAAAAGACGAAAGGCAAAUCGCAUAAUAUUAUCUUUUUUUGAAAAUAAAAGUUGUGACUUUUAAAUGAAAAAGAUAAAUAGAAAAAGCGUUAAUGGCAAAAUUCUCAAUUUAAUAUUUAAACAAUCGUGAAUGUUAGUGUGAUCGAUUUUAACAUUUGAAUGAAUGAAUUGCGUUUGCUGCAAGGCAAUAAAUGAGCCAUAAAGGGAAAAAAAGCUCGAAAAAAAAAAAAAAAUGAUGGUUAGAUACGAGAAGUCAGAAAGGGGAGAUUCGUGAAGUACGAAAGAGAGAGAGAAAAAAAAGCAAAAGUUAUUGAAACAAUAUUAUAUUAUUAAAAAUGUACGAUGUCCCACUGUGAUACAAUUUUUCUUUUUGCAUGUAAAAUAUAUUAUAAUUAUUAUAAUUAUUAUUAUUAUUAUUAUAAUUGCCGUAAGCAUGAAAGAAUCAUAUAAAAAAAAAAAAAAAAAAAAUUUGGAUAUUUGAUUGUAAACGUGUGUGUAACAAACGAUGACCACCGGAUGGAAGUGUUUGUUAAUCGAAUAUACGUUUAUAAUUAUUUAUCAAUAACGCAUAUACAUACGUAUAAUUAUGAUUGAGUGUGUGCAUACAAAUUGUAAGUGCGCGCACACUGUUGCAAAAUAAUACAAAUUAUUCAUUUUUAGUGCGAAACGAUUUAUAGCGCGAAAAUUCUCGCAAAACACACACGCAGUGUAAGAACCGUUUGAUUCUUGAUGAAUCUUUAAAAAAAAAAAAUGAAUUAUCUUAUAUUUCGAAAAAAAGUAUAUAUUAUAUAGUAUAUAUAUAUAUGUCACGUCGCAAUCUUAGAAUUAUUAUUGUUAGAUUUUAGUAAAGAUGAAAAAAAAAAAUGAAUGGUUUCACGAUAUCCUUGAGUGUCAAACGGUUCUUUGUUAUAAUGGUAGUAGACCCUGCGAUCAAUCGUCCUGAUAAUAAAUUAUUUUAAAAAUUCGAUGCAGGAGAGAAAAUUCAAUUGUUUAAUUAUAGUUUCUUUGUUCUAUAUAUUGAAAUUAUCGUCGAGAUAAUCUUUGUGAUGUCAAUAUAAUUAUUUCGGUGUAACCGAAAUUUGAAGAUUGUAUAGAAAAUUAGUUUUUUAUUGAAAGAAGAAUGGAGAGGAAAAAGAGGGAAAGGUUCAUAGAGAGAGAGAGAGAGAGAAAGAAAAUUUAGUGUAUGUUUUAUAUAAAAAAAAAAAAUUGAAUGGCUAUGUUGUAGAAUAAAAUUGUGAUUAUGUUUCACAGCGUCUUUGUUGCGUUAUGGUGUUCUACGAUUUCAGUUUCUUCUUUUGUUUGAAUGGUCUCAUAAAUAAUAACUGUCGAUAGGCUUUUAAUCAGAGCUCUUUUGGAAAUAGGAAUACUCGGAUAGUGUUUAAUAUGGAUAAUGAGAAAAAAAAAAAAAUAUUGACGUUUUAGCGAUUUAAAUUAAAUCGCUCGGCAUACAAAGGCGUGAAGGGACAGUAUUUAAGGAAUGUGAAAAUGAAAGGGUUGAGAAAGAAAUAUAUAUAUUAUAUAUAUUUAUAAAGAGAAAAAGAAAAAAAAAUGUGUGACGAUUGCUCGAAGGGUUUUUGAGGCAAGGUGGGGCAAUUACCAACUUGCUUUAUUCAUCCUCGUAUUAUAAAGUUCAUUUGGUAGUACCACAUUGUAAAACCAUUUAUAUUUGCAUAUGAUUAAUAUGUUUUACUUAAAA